AUGAUCUACCUUGGCUGGUUCUAUAUCCAUUUUGCGAUUCUCACAAAGUCUGGACCGGGCGAUGCCUUCAUGUCUUCUGAUUUCCAGGAGACUCUUGGAGAUUCUCCACUUGCUCGAGAGGCAAAGGAGGUCCAAUACCACGACAUCAUUACCAUCAAACACAGAGAUACUGAAUGCUUGCUUCAUUCUCAUAAUUUCCAUUAUCCGUUAAGAUAUGACGACGGAAGAAUCUCUUCGCAAGGACAGCAAGUGACCUGUGUUAAAGAUUUUGAAGACGAAAACAAUUACUGGCAAAUCCUUCCUGCUCUUCCGUAUCCAGAUGGCCAACUUCAAGGCCAAACUGUCAAGCAAGGAGACACAAUCAGACUGAAACACGUUGCUACUAAUGGCUACCUGCUGACUCACGACGUUGCUUCUCCGUUGUAUCCUACCAACGAAGAAUUUACUGUCAUCAACAUUGAAGAAGGAGAAACCACCAGAUUCAAUGACACAUUAUUCAGACUGGAUCCAUUCGACAAGAGAAAAAGUGAUGUUCUCAAGACUAAAGCUUCGGUUGUCAAAUUCUUCCAUGUUCCUACUAUAGUGACCAUGUGGACUCACGACGAUCAGCUCCUGCCAGAAUGGGGUUUCAACCAGCAAGAGGUCAACGGUAACAAGAAAGUGGGCGAUGCAGACAAUUACUGGACAAUUGACACUAUUAUCGGCCUCUCCGAUAAGCGCGCAGAAUACGUUCCUAAGGAAGUCAAGAAAUUGCCAUUCAUGACGAAGUGGUACGAGCUGCAAAUGACCAUGUUUGAACAGAACAACAAGUUGAGCUCCUCCCAUCCAUUUGCAUCGCUCCCUGAAUCCUGGCCGCUUUCGUUAUCUGGCGUGUCCUUUUGGACCAAGGCCGAAACCAGGGAACAAAUCUAUUUCAUUGGAAACUUGUUUGGAUGGUGGCUCGAAGUGGGUCUCCUAAUGACCUAUUUGGGAAUCUUGUUGGCUGAUCAGGUCACCAGGAGAAGAGAAAUCUAUGUUCUGAACAACAAGUCCAGAGCCCGAUUGUACAAAAGCAUCGGGUUCUUCUUUUGUGGCUGGGCCACCCACUACUUCCCAUUCUUCCUCAUGAAUAGACAGCGUUUCCUUCACCAUUACCUUCCUGCUCAUUUAUUGGCAGCCAUGUUCUCGGCUGCCUUGCUUGAGUUUUUAUUCACUGACAACAGAACUGAGGAGUUUAGAGAUCCUAAAGAGACUACCAAGCCUGGCAGCAUUUACUGGAUUCCAUACAUUUCGGUACUUGUGCUACUCACUGCUGCCUUGGUGAGUAUGUUCAUUUUCCUUGCCCCUCUUACUUACGGAAAUGUGUCCUUGUCUGUUCCAGAAGUUUUGCAGAGACAAUUCUUCGAUAUCAAAUUGCAUUUCGCUAAAUAA
This is a messenger RNA of Ogataea polymorpha, 1410 nucleotides long. RefSeq lists its product as uncharacterized. Bases 1 to 1410 code for a protein of 469 amino acids. Lineage: Eukaryota; Fungi; Ascomycota; Pichiomycetes; Pichiales; Pichiaceae. Gene Ontology annotation, molecular function: dolichyl-phosphate-mannose-protein mannosyltransferase activity. The transcript has a single exon. Gene Ontology annotation, cellular component: endoplasmic reticulum. The record is from RefSeq and is a predicted model, not a curated record. Gene Ontology annotation, biological process: protein O-linked glycosylation via mannose.